AUAUUUUACAUUCUCAUAUUUUAACUAAUAUUUUUUCUACUUAAAUGAAAAAAAAAAUUUUAAUAAUUUUUAUUAAAGAUAUACAUUUAAUUAAUAUUAAAUAUUUUUAUAGUAAAAAAUUCCAUUGCCGCUGUUUCCUAGUUUCUUAUAAUAAAAAUUCCUAACUAAUUGGGCUACACACUUUACUCAGCCUAAUCAUCAUGCGUUAAUAUAGCUCUCGGAUUGGAUAUCAGUCGUAUUCAUGUAACCUUUUGAGAGCUAACACACGGAGUAUCGUGUCAUCGUUCGCUAUAUUUCUAGUAAAUCUUUUGUAGUGCUUAUACUUCUUUUAGUUUUUGAUAGUAAAUCUCUUUUGAAAAACUGAACACAACAAAACGAAUAAUUUUUAAUUCAGAAAAAUGAAAUUUGAACUUUGGAAGUUGCGGUAUCUACGGCCAGACCCCAACAAACGUCUGUAGAUUGCGCGAACCUAUAUUGUCUUGUUCUUCUCAAAAGCAGAAAAAAAUAUAUACGUACGUAUUGGGCAUUGACUUGAUUUCGUAACCUGUAGAAAAUUAGCAACGUGAAGCUAUUAAAAUAUCUUCUUCAUAACAUGUAGAAUAUUCAAACGGAAAAACAUGCACCGUAUAUGCACCUCACUUCAUACACUAAUCUAUAAUCUCUAUAUAAGACCACGUUACCAUAGUUUCUUGCCAACCAAGUCAUAUAAACCAAAGCAUUUAUAGAAAACAUCUCCUACUUUUCUCUAUCUAAAAGAAUGGCUUCGUUCGUUUUCUUGAUUAUGUCCAUUGUGCUGAGUUACAUAACCUCUGGAGCCACAUCUCGUGGAGGACUCUUCAAAGCUUCUGCCAUGGAGAAACAUGUGCAAUGGAUGUCUCGAUUCCAUCGUGUUUACUCCGACAAUUCUGAACAAGCUAGUAGAUUCGAGAUCUUUAAGAAGAACUUAGAGUUCGUUGAGACAUUCAACAUGAAUACGAACAUAACAUUCAAGUUGGAUGUCAACCAGUUUUCUGAUCUCACCGACAAGGAGUUCCUGGCAAAGUACAUGGGCCUAGUGGUCCCCGAAGGUACGAACGAAGUUUCAGAAACCGACAAGACUAUGUCGUUUAGAUAUGAAAAUGUCAGUGAAACCGGUGAGAGCUUGGACUGGAGACAGGAGGGGGCCGUUACUUCCGUUAAGAACCAAGGCCAAUGUGGAUGUUGUUGGGCUUUCUCGGCGGUGGCAGCCGUGGAAGGUAUUACAAAGAUUGCAAAAGGUGAUCUUGUAUCCCUGUCGGAACAGCAGCUGGUGGAUUGUAGCAGAGACUUUAACAAUGGAUGCAAUGGAGGGAUAAUGUCAAAAGCUUUCGAGUACAUUAUUAACAACCAAGGAAUCACCACGGAGGAUAACUAUCCUUACCAAGAAUCACAAGGAACAUGUUCUUCAGCCACCCAAGUUACUGAUUUCGUUGCUGCUACCAUAAGCGGAUACGAGACGGUUCCAAGUGAUGACGAGGAAGCAUUGCUAAAAGCGGUGUCUAAACAGCCUGUUUCUGUGGCGAUAGCUGGAUCAGGGGCUGCGUUUAUGCAAUACUCCGGGGGGAUAUUUGACGGAGAGUACUGUGGGACGCACCAGACUCAUGCGGUUACGAUUGUUGGUUAUGGGAUUAGUGAAGAAGGGACUAAGUACUGGUUAUUGAAGAACUCAUGGGGAGAAAAUUGGGGAGAAAAUGGUUACAUGAGAAUCAAGAGAGACGUGGAUGCACCUGAAGGAACGUGUGGUUUGGCCCAUUUUGCUUACUAUCCACUUGCAUGAAUCCUGUUAUGUUGUUCGAAUAUAUUUACAUGGGGUUGUUCAUAGUAAUUGACAACAUCCUUAUCGGAUAUCUUAUGAACUAUAAACCGGCGUUUUCGUUGGUUAUUUCUAUUUUUGGAAUUUAUGUUGAUGAAACCAUGUAUGUCAACGUUUUUUUUUUUUUUUUUUUUUUUUUCAUGUUGUCAACGUUGGUGUAGUAAUGUAUAACUAUUUUGUGGUAAUUAUUAGAUUUAUGUCCAAACAUAUACUGACUAGUCUUUCUGGAAGUAAAUAAUGGAACUUAGCCACUUCGUAAAUGACUCUUAUCAAGUUAUUAAACCUGGCCCUAGAUUCAUUGAAAAUCAUGAUGACUCAUAACACCGGCUUGAGGUUGAACUUUGGCACUCCUGUCUUGAACAACUUCGAAGAGACAAUUUACAUCCCAAUAGAUAUUUAGUCCAAAACGUCCUAGCCUCUACCCUCUCAAGCUUCGUCUUCUCCACUUCCUCCUUGCUUCAUCUCCUCUGUUUAUCGUCGGGUUGCGGCGGGACCAUGCGAUUCAAACCAGCGGUGGUGGGAGUCCUCAGCCUCCUUGGAGAGAUGGCGAGGUCGUGGUGAGCCAGAUCUGAGCUGGAGGCAUCGUAUAGCGGGUAGAUCUAGGGUUUGACUUUGAGUAGAUCUGGGUCAGAUCUCUCUAGGAAGGUUCGCCAGAGUGGCUUUGCGUCGCCUUCGCCGUUCUGGUCAGUUGCUGUCUCCACCGUCUUCCCCUGUCUCCUCUUGCGACCGCUUUGGUAAGAACUUCCCCCUCUUGUUCCAAGUUGAAAAGGCGAUAUCGAGGCUUAUCGUCGGGGACUUCUUCUCGGUAAUGGCUUCUCGAUAACCAUCUGGUGUUUUGUUGAGUUUAUUCUCUCUGUUCGCCUGCUAUUAGGAGCUUUUGCUCCUCUGUUCCUCAAGCUUCAGAAAGAAGUUGGCCGCUGUCCUUUGCCUCUCUUGGUGUUCUGAUGCCGGAAUCCUUUGUGCUCUGCUCGUGUGGUGGGACCAGAGUCCAGCCGAUUAAACCUCUGCUUCCGCCUGCAAGUAUCCCACCUGUACUUCAUCUACUGGUUUCUUUACACCAGCUAGAAUUCUCAGAGCAAGGCGUGGCAGCUUCUUGAGAUAGCAAUAUCUGGAGUGGACUUCACUGCUUGCGAUGGCCGGACCAGGACUUGCCGACCCUGCUUCGCCUAUCCUUCUGUUGAAGUCACCUUCGGGACGGUCCGCGGUCCCUCGGACUGUUCUCCGGUUGCGAUUCUCUAUUGAUCCGAGCGAUUUUGAUGCAGGUUCCGGCUUCAAAAUCUUCACUUUGGUCUACUGUUAGCUAAAAGGUUGUCUUUCAAUCUGUUUAAUUAGCUAAGCUUUAUUCACAUCCUCAUGGUUGUGUUCGAACCUUAUUAGUCUUAGUGAGUCUUUUUUACCUUUUUUUGUGGCUUGCUAAGGCUCCACUGCUUUGUCUUGUCGACGUAGCGUCUUAGAUUCAUUAGGAUUAGAUUCGUGGAAGCCUAUUGUAUCUCAUUGCCUCAUUAUUAAGUUAAUGAAAUUCACAUACUUAACAAAAAAAAAAGGCUACAAGAAAGAAUAAAAGAAGGAAACUGGUGAAAAAGAGGAAGAUAAAGACAGAAAAACGCAUUGUUUUGCAAAGAACGAUAAAAAGGCUUCCCGGUCAGACUACACCCAGAAACGGCUUCAUGCUCCAACUUCAAGGUAGCAAAAGUGUUUGUAAACGCUGAUCUUGCAAAGGAUUUUCCCAAAGAGAUCAACUUUACAAAAGAUGGGAAAUCGUUUCUGGUGGAGUUCAGCUACCCUCGUCUGUCACUCCGGUGCCAUACGUGUGGGAAAUAGGGAAAUAUCGAGAAGGUCUGCAUUAUGAAUAAGAAGGAUGGGACUACAAAAUCUGUAAAAGAGAUAAUAGCAGAGGGUUACAGAGGAAACACAGAGGUCUCAAAGCAAGUAGUGGAGGUUCCAGAGCACACAACCGAGAUAUCAAAACAAGUCGUGGAGGUUUCAAUACAAACAGAGGAGGUUCCAACAAUUGAGGAGCCUCAAAAACAAAUAAUGGAGGUUUCAAAAGAAGUAGAGGAGGCAUCAAAACAAACUUUGGAGAUAU
Molecule: messenger RNA, 3917 nt
Organism: Brassica napus (rape)
Lineage: Eukaryota; Viridiplantae; Streptophyta; Magnoliopsida; Brassicales; Brassicaceae
Product: zingipain-2-like
Exons: 2
Coding region: 758-1795 (345 amino acids)
Cellular component (GO): lysosome
Molecular function (GO): cysteine-type endopeptidase activity
Source: RefSeq, a predicted model, not a curated record